AUGCUGAUGGACGUCUAUCGCGACGAACGCCCCGGGAUACGCAUCGCCUACAGAACGGACGGUCGUCUGCUGAAUCAAAUGCGCAUGAGCUUCCAAUCGCGCGUAUCUACAACCACCGUCCACGAACUUCUCUUCGCCGACGACUGCGCCCUGAACACCACCUCGGAAGAGGAGAUGCAACGCAGCAUGCACAUAUUCACAGGCGCCUGCGAGAACUUUCGGCUGGUCAGUAACACGCAGAAGACGGUGGUGAUGCACCAACCGCCACCCAACUAAGCCGCAGCCCCCAACGCGCCGCCGCCGCCUCAAAUAAGCGUGAACGGAACCCAACUGCAAGUGGUGGCGAACUUCCCGUACCUGGGCAGUGCCCUCUCGCGCAACAUCAAGAUCGAUGACAAAGUCGUCAACAGGAUCUCGAAAGCCAGUCAAGCCUUCGGUCGUCUCCAAAGCACAGUUUGGAAUCGUCAUGGUCUCCAACUGAGCACGAAGCUGAAAAUGUACAAGGCCGUCAUCCUGCCGACGCUACUGUGUGGAGCGGAGACUUGGACGGUGUACACGAGGCAGGCACGCCGUCUAAACCACUUCCACCUCAGCUAUCUUCGUCGCAUCCUGAGGCUAAACUGGCAGGAUCGCAUCCCCGACACUGAUGUGCUGGAACGUACGGGAAUGCUCAGCAUAUACGCCAUACUGAGACAAAUGCAGCUGCGCUGGAGCGGCCACCUGGUGCGCAUGGACGACGAGCGACUACCCAAACGACUCUUCUACGGAGACGUCGCGACGGGUUCUCGUCGUCAAGGCGGCCCAAUUCGUCGAUAAAAUGACACCGUGAAGUCCUCCCUGAAGCGUCUGUAAAUCAACCACACCAACUGGGAAGAGCUCGCACUCGAUCGACCGACCUGGAGGAGGACAGUGAAGACAGGCGCUGCGAUCUACGAAGCCAAUCGCAUAGCGGCCGCAAAGGCGAAAAGCGAAGCCCGCAAAUCACAACUUCGCCCAGUAAGUUACGCCGCCGCACAACCGCUUCCAACGUGUCCUCGAUGUCAACGGACAUUCCGGGCUCGAAUCCGAAUUGUUGGACAUCUUCGAACCAACUGCGCCUCUCGAUCUGCACCAACCAUCCUCCCCACGCCCGCCUCUGCCUACCCGCCGUCGCCAACUAACUCUGACAAUUCCCCUGAACCACCACUUCCAUCCUCCUCCUCCUCCUCCUCCUCCUCCUCCUCCUCCCCCACUGACCCAGCGGCGGCCGCUCAGUCGGCCGUCUCGCACAUCAACCCCGACACAACAACCGACACCACCCCCACCUCUCCCGAUUCCAGUGAAGAGGAAAAGGACUACACCUGCCCUCACUGCGAUCGCACCUUUACCUCACGCAUCGGCAUGGUCGGUCACUUGCGAAUCCAUCGCACAGAGACUGGCGAGCCAGUGUCUGGAGCACCAACCUACACCCACCGCACUCGCCUCCACUGCCCACACUGCCCUCGCACCUUCACUCCCCGCAUGGGUCUAUUCGGCCACAUGCGCAUCCACCAGAGCGGAAUUGACCGCAACCUCGACACACCCAACCCGCCGAGCCAUACUCCCAAUUCAUCUCCUUUAGCACCCACCAACCACUCUCCAACCGACAUCGUCGCCACCGACUCUACCACCCCUCACUCCUCCCCGUCCUACUCCUCCUCCACCUCCUCCUCCUUCACUGCCUCAACGACGGCCACUCCGGCGUCUGUAGCGCACUACUUCACCACAGCCGCACCUGACACAACAACAGGCAAAACCCCUGCAACCUCCAUCAUCAGAGGUGAGGGCCAGGACUACAUCUGCCCUCAUUGCGAUCGCACCUUCACAUCCCGCAUCGGCCUGGUCGAUCACUUGCGAAUCCAUCGCACAGAGACUGGCGAACCAGUGCCUGGCGCACCAACCUAUACUCACCAAGCCCGUCUCAACUGCCCACACUGCCCUCGCACCUACAGGCAUCGCAUGAGACUCUUUGGCCGCAUGCUCAUCCACGAGAGCGGAAUCGACCACAAUUCCUACACAGCCACGACACCCAUACCAUCCACCACGCCCUGA
Molecule: messenger RNA, 2070 nt
Organism: Spirometra erinaceieuropaei
Lineage: Eukaryota; Metazoa; Platyhelminthes; Cestoda; Diphyllobothriidea; Diphyllobothriidae
Source: the annotation of a GenBank genome assembly